AACAAUUGUCCCGCCAUCGUUAUAUACAACACUCGCACACCUUUCUGAACACCUGCUGGUAACAGAAUCGGGUUUUAACAGUAAAAAUUCAUUAUUUUUCUUUUUCUUUUAAUUGGCUGUGAUUUGCACCUUGGAUGCGUAAAAGUGUGUAAUAUUAGCGCCUAAGGUCACAUCAUAACAAGAGCCGGAUUGAUAACAGGUCGAAGUAAUGAAAUCCUAUAUAUUUGUGUCAACUUUAUGCUUGUUGUGGACUACAUUAGUCGUAGCAGAUAUCAACGACAGAAACGGAAGAUAUAUUCCCCAUUGGACAGAGGUGUGUCCUCUAGCGGCACAUCCUGACCCUAACCGUUUCAUCCAAUACAAACCAAACGGUGAACCUGUGGAGAAGAAAUGCGAUGAGGGUCUGAUCUUUAGUGUAGGCCAAUGCUCCUGUGCUUGGAGUAAUAAUUUAGAAUGUGACAAGCGGCCCUCGAAGCUAGGUAUCACUUACUACGAACAGAACUCUAAUAACUAUUGGUUGACGAUGGUGUGUGCCCUAGGAACAGCCUUCAGCCCCACCACCUGUGAUUGUUCAAUGCAUCUUAAAAUUAACCAUGUUAAUGAUAACCCUCUAGGACAACCGAGAUCCAUGUUGAUGAGGAGAUUAAGACCAUAACAGUCAAUAUAACGUCUUUAGCCUUUAUUUUUAUCUUCAACGAGUAUUGACUACGACUAUUGUUAUUUGUUCCAUUGCAAAGGAUUGUUUGGGUUUAUCUAUAGUUUGAAUUAAGGAUGCCUCACUAAUACUUAUAAUGCAAUGUAACUAAGGCUGUAAUAUUAACUAUAGACAAAGAUGACACAAUUGUAAUUUUCAAAAUAACAAGGUUAGAAAAUGUGUAUAAACAAUUAGUCCAAAGUCAAUAUUAUACGUUUUCUUUAACUAGAUAUGAUAUCAAAAACAUUUUAUUUAGAUACAACAUAUUGAUAUAUUUAUGCUUUUCAUUUAGUUGAAGCAACGUUUGUUAGAUGUUUGAGUUGUUUAUCAACUAAAUCGUAACAUUUUCAGUUUUUGGUUACCGUUGAAAAGAAAGUUUAUUCACGUUAAUAUUUUGGUGAUAAUCUGAUUGGUGUCAAAUUCACAUGUACUAUAAACUUUGAGCUAGUGAAAUUAGUAUAACAAUUAUGUCUGUCAUUGGGGAAAAAGUGUAUACAUGUAUUUCAAUAAAACGAAACAUUUUUUACUUUUUCUACUUUUAAUAGAAUAGGGAUUAGUGUUUAGGGUCCUCAGAUUGUUAGCUUCAAAGUAUUUUUCAUCAUAAAAAUGUUAUUUGUCUUCCAAAUUUUAUAAAUGAAAUCUAAUUUUUUUCAUUGGUAUCCGUGCAUUUUACAAAUUUGCUCUCAGUGGAAAUAAAGGGAUAAAUAUACAAGUUGAGAUCAAAUUAAAAAAAAGAAAGUUUUUAUCGGUAUAUCGUUGACUCUAACCCCUUUACCUGUGGAAUAUAUAGAGGGUUCUCCCUGGAACCACUAAGCCAAGUAUUUUGUUGAAUAACUGAUUUUAACGAUAAAACACUUAUUAAAUCUGUCUCUGUUAAAGAAAGAUUUUUGGUACUAAUUUUAAAAAAUCGGAUAAUUCAGAGUCAUGGAACUUGGAUGAGAAUCAGAGAUCGUUAAAUAAAAGUUUUAUCAAACAUACAUCAUUUUAUAGCAACAUGUGUUUUUCUCAGUAGAUACGUUGGUAAAAGGAUUUCAUUCUAUUCCAACAAUAAAAGACAG
This is a messenger RNA of Magallana angulata, 1752 nucleotides long. RefSeq lists its product as uncharacterized. The transcript has 5 exons. The coding region runs from base 209 to 655 and encodes 148 amino acids. Gene Ontology annotation, molecular function: chitin binding. The record is from RefSeq and is a predicted model, not a curated record. Lineage: Eukaryota; Metazoa; Mollusca; Bivalvia; Ostreida; Ostreidae.